Messenger RNA from Harmonia axyridis, 1307 nucleotides. RefSeq lists its product as uncharacterized. NCBI's taxonomy places the organism in Eukaryota, Metazoa, Arthropoda, Insecta, Coleoptera, Coccinellidae. Gene Ontology annotation, molecular function: sequence-specific DNA binding. The coding region runs from base 88 to 1176 and encodes 362 amino acids. The record is from RefSeq and is a predicted model, not a curated record. The transcript is spliced from 5 exons.
AUGCAUCUUAACCGCGGGCACGUCUGACAGACGACAGAAAAUUACGGUUGUCGAAUCAGCCUGCUGGACGAACAAACGGAUCUACAAAUGCUUAUUGUGUGUUCAUAUCAUAUUAAAAAUUGUUUUUUCUCGAUAAUGCCUCAAUCUUGCGCGGUUGUGAAAUGUGGAAGUAGAAGCGGCAGAGAUAAGGUUUCAUUCCACCGAUUUCCUUCUAUUUACGACAAUAGAAAAAAUAUUAAUCCUCUGUCUCAAAAGAGACGUGAAUUGUGGAUUAAGGCAAUUAGAAGAGCAGAUUUAACUACUGAGAAGUUGAAAUGGGCAACUGUAUGUUCAAAACAUUUUGUAGGAGACAGAAUUAUGGUUGAUAGAAGAAAAUUUUGUAUAAUAUGUGGAGCCUCGGACAUGGAAGUAAAGAAAUUGUUUUGUUUUCCAAGCAAUCCAAAAAAGUGUCAAUUAUGGUUGGUAAAAUUAGGUAUAAAAAGUAUAAUGAAAAGUCAUAGAAUUUGUAAUAAUCAUUUCAGCAGUGAUUCUUAUAUGGACUUGAGACUAUUGACUCUUAAAAAAGAAGCUGUGCCUAUGGCUUCGGUAAUCCCUCCAUCUCGAGGUGCACAUGUUCAACAAAAAGAUGAAGAAAAUCCAGAGAGGAUACCAAACCAACACUUGGGAUGUGUAAGCGGCACUUUAAAAAAUGAACAAUCAUUGGAUGCAAGAUGUCCUUCCAGAAAGAAAAAAACAGUGAAGGAAGAAAAAGAAGUAUUUCCAGACACUCCACCUAUUUCCGGAGUUUAUAUACAAGAGCAAAACCUUCAACAGCAAAGCAAAAUUCCCUCGCAAGAUUCAAUCAAUGAAGAAUUCAUAAAAAUUGAAUAUUUAGAAGAAUCUCAGCUCACAAAAGGUGAUUUACCAACAGAAGAAAACAUGUCUGACCAAAGUGAACUGGGUUUCUCAACAAUCUCAAUUAGCGAUGAAGAUGGAAGCUCUAUUGAGCAGUACAGUUCAAAGAGGCAGAAAUUAAAUGAGGCACGGGAACAACCUAAGAAGAGUUCAUGCGAGUUAUUUCUGUUGAGUUUGGUUCCUCAUUUAGAAUCGAUGACAGACCAUCAACAACUGUCAUUUCAAAGGCAGGUGCUACAGUUGCUGGAGAUUAUUAAAUAUCCCCAAUCAGACAGACCAUAAAGUAAACAUUUGUAGAAAAUGGAAUAACUGCGUUAAAUUUUGCAAUGCUGGUUAAAGACUAAUGAAGCACUUCUGUGAUAGUUUUUUUUUAUAUGAAUUAUAUAUUGAUAAUAAAGAUAUUUUUAUAAUUA